This is a messenger RNA of Diorhabda carinulata, 178 nucleotides long. RefSeq names its product dolichyl-diphosphooligosaccharide--protein glycosyltransferase subunit 4. The transcript has a single exon. The coding region runs from base 1 to 105 and encodes 34 amino acids. The record is from RefSeq and is a predicted model, not a curated record. Lineage: Eukaryota; Metazoa; Arthropoda; Insecta; Coleoptera; Chrysomelidae. Gene Ontology annotation, cellular component: oligosaccharyltransferase complex.
AUGGUCACUGACGUUCAUUUGGCAAUACUUUCUAAUGCACUUGGCAUUGUCCUUUUUCUUCUGGUAGUACUUUACCAUUAUAUCAAUGCUAAUUAUUCCAAGUAACCAACACUUUAAUAUGACAACUUUCUAUAUGUAUAUACAGUACAAAUAAAAUUUUUCUAAAUACAUUUCUUAA